GUCCCGACCAGGAGGCAGCGGACUUUGGGAAAACCAGCUCGUUCUAAACUCGAUAGCUGCAUUAGCUACACGGAUUAACGGCAGCUUUAGCGGUUGUUGCUAUCAUAUGAUAGUGUGUCUGCGUUUCCAUUUAAGUCGUUUCGACGGGGGAAGGGUGUUUGGCCCAUUUUUGGAGAGGGCUAACCCCGGAGAGAGCCUCGUACUCGGUUGUGUUUCCCCGUUGGAGCGGACGGAGCUUUCGGCUGUGGCCGGGCAGCGCCGCCGGACUGUCGGACGAAACUGCUAGCUCCUACACGGAAUAUAACAACAACACUCAACGUUUUAAACUCGCUGUUUUCGUGCCGGAAGGUUUUGGAAAUGCUCGUUUAAACGCCGUUUUGAUGUUUUAAAGCCACGGAGCUCGCCGAAGGGAAGUUUUGAUUGGAGAGCGGAGUGCGCUUGAUUUCUAGUCCGAUGGAUGUUAGCCCUGCCCGGCUGUGGCACGGCUCUCUGCUCCGCUGCUCUGACAAUAACACAGGUGAACACGUCUGUUCAUAACAAUGCUGCAGACCUGGCAAAUACAUGGCAGCCCGGGCUUGAAUGCCAACAAGUCGCCCUCCAUUGCUUGUCUGUAAACCUGGAAAUACCACCAACCAUCCCCUCCUCCUCCUCUUCCUCCUCCUCUUCCUCCCCUCUUCUUCUUUUUUUGGACUAGUAAGGCUUGCAUUACCUGGGAUAUUUUGGAUUUAGGCUCGAUCUCGACAUUUUAAAGAUGUCCUUUUUGCAGAGACAGUGCUCCCUGGAGCAACAAGACAUUUAAUUUUGAGAUUUUUUGGGCUUUUUUUUUUUUUUUUGGUUUUUAUUCUCUUUCUAGUCAGAGGAUCAGAUUCGGAUGGAAAAUGGGAGACGCCACCAAACUGGCCUUCGCCGUUUUCCUCAUCUCCUGCUCUUCAGGUGCCAUCCUGGGUCGCUCGGAGACUCAGGAGUGCGUCUACUACAACUCCAGCUGGGAGAAGGAGCACACCAACCGCAGCGGCAUCGAGCCCUGCUAUGGCGAGAAAGACAAGAGGCGGCACUGCUUCGCCACGUGGAAGAACGUCUCCGGCACCGUGGAGGUCGUCAAGCAAGGAUGCUGGUUAGACGAUGUCAACUGCUACGACAGUAACGAGUGCGUGGAGAGGAAGGAGAGUCCAGACGUUUUCUUCUGCUGCUGUGAAGGCAACAUGUGCAACGAGAGGUUCCUGUACGCCCCCGACGCGCCCCCGCAGAGCGAGACGCACCAUUCGACCGCCUACACCACCUCCAACCCAUUUUCCCAGAAGCCACAGCUCUUCAGCACGCUGCUUUACUCCCUGGUUCCCAUCAUAGGCCUGGCAGCCGUCGUCCUCUUCUCUUUCUGGAUGUGGAGACACCACAAGUUGGCCUAUCCGGCCGCCCUCGUCCCUACACAUGAUCCCGGACCGUCGCCCCCGUCUCCCGUCCUGGGACACAAACCGCUGCAGCUGAUCGAGGUGAAAGCCAGGGGGCGCUUCGGCUGCGUGUGGAAGGCUCAGCUGCUCAACGACUACGUGGCCGUUAAGAUCUUCCCGAUCCAGGACAAGCUGUCUUGGCAGAACGAGUAUGAGAUCUACAGCGUGAGCGGCAUGAAGCACGACAACAUCCUCCACUUUAUCGGCGUGGAGAAGAGGAACAAUAACUUAGACCUGGAGCUGUGGCUCAUCACCGCCUACCACGACAAGGGCUCGCUGACAGACUACCUGAAGGCCAACGUGGUGUCGUGGAACGAGUUGUGCCACAUCACCCAGACGGCGGCCCGCGGCCUGGCCUACCUUCAUGAAGACAUCCCAGGACACAAAGACGGACACAAGCCCUCUAUUGCUCACAGGGACAUUAAGAGUAAGAAUGUGCUGUUGAAGAGUAACCUGACAGCCUGCAUAGCUGACUUUGGCCUUGCCCUGAAGUUUGAGGCUGGAAAAUCAGCAGGAGACACACAUGGACAGGUGGGAACGCGGCGCUACAUGGCUCCUGAAGUCCUGGAGGGCGCCAUCAACUUCCAGCGAGACUCCUUCCUGCGUAUCGACAUGUACGCUUUCGGACUCGUCCUCUGGGAACUCGCGGCGCGAUGCACCGCUGCCGACGGCCCGGUAGAUGAGUACAUGCUCCCGUUUGAGGAGGAGGUGGGUCAGCAUCCCUCUCUGGAGGACAUGCAGGAGGUCGUCGUGCAUAAGAAACUGCGGCCCUGCCUGCGAGACUGCUGGCAGAAACACACGGGUCUGGCCAUGCUCUGCGAAACCAUCGAGGACUGCUGGGACCACGAGGCCGAGGCUCGCCUGUCUGCUGGCUGCGUCGAGGAACGCAUCGGCCAAAUGCAGCGCCAAGCACCGAUCAUCGGCCCCGAGGAGAUCGUCACUGUUGUCACCAUGGUGACCAAUGUGGACCUCCCGCCUAAGGAGUCCAGCUUAUGAUCGGCCAAUCAACCGACACCGGAUGAGCUUGUGGAACCGCAUUGGAUCAACACGAGGGGAUGAACAGCCGACCCUGGUUGGUUGGCAUAGUGUUUUUUUUGUUUUUUUCUUUAUGUUUUCCGUUUUUGUCUUGAUUUUUUUUGUUUCUUUAAGUGCGGGCCGCUACUCGCGUUCAGGAAACACCCUGCGCCCACCUCACCACAUCAGUUGAUCUCCACCUCAUUUUGUGUGCCUGAGGAUUUUAACGUUUUAACGGUCGAAACUCUUCUCAUCCCGAGCAAACGAUUCAGGAUAUUUUACGACGACAGUAACGACGUCACCGAGUGACAGUGCUGUCAUGCUGGGACGACGACACUCAACAAACACUUUUAUCAUGUAUUGUUUUUAUAUACAUACACACACACAUAGGAGGGCAACCUGUUCUGCUCGGUUUUCUACAGAGAGAGGAGAUCUUGCAGAGAAAUUUCACAGAACUCUCAGUGCAUUUUAGUGUAAAAAGAAAAAAAAAAAAAGACGAGCAUCUGGCUCUCAAUACAUUUGCUGUUUUCUCGUGUGCGUUUUUUUUGAAGAAACGACUAUCGUUCUGCCAAUAAGCAACGGCUUCUGAAUGUUUAUAGUGUAAUGCUGCUGUACAUAGUGUAUUAUGGACCCAGACAACUUGGUAAUCAAGCUUAUUUUAAAGGGGUGAGGGGGAAGGGGGGAGGGGAGGGUCCAUUUUCAAGCAUUACGACGAUAAAAACCAUAAACCUCCUUCAACCAGGUAUACCUCAGUUCAGAUGGACACAGUUUAAAUUAAUCCCUCUCCCUGUUCACAGUCAUAGCUUACAUUUUCCACAACCUUGGCUCUCCAUGACAUCCAAACAAUCUACUGUUAACCUGUGACGCUCAUGGGUAAUGUAGUCAGCAAAAGCCUCGAUAGACAUGGCCAUACAAACAGUAAUCACAAGUAUUGCUCCCUUUUUUUCUCUCCUUUCUUAAUCUCAAGUUUAGUUUUGCUCCACUUUGAUUUUUGACUGAAUUCCUCCUUUUUGUUAGUUUUGUUUAUUAUUUUCUCUUUGAGAUUUUCUGCUGAUAAUGGGAAAAAAAAAACACAUAACCCCCCAUGAUGAAGUUAUAUGUCGUUUAAAGUGAUUUUCCGUUUUGGUUUGCCGUGUCAACUGUCAACGGAGUAAUAAUAUAUCGCUGACAAGCCUAAUUUUGGCCGUGAGAUUUGGAUAUAAAAUAUAUGUAUUUAUAUCUUUCUGGAUUAGUGCUGGGUACCAACCAAUGAUACCUUUGAUGUUUGGUAUGGGUACCAAAUCAGAAGGUGUUGAAACGCUUCAAGAUUGUCAAACUCUUGGAGCAAUUGUUCUUGUUCGAGCUCAUGGCUAUGUUUUUUUUUAAUUUGUGAAAUCAGUUAUGUGUGGUCUGAUUCUGUUUAGAAAAGCAGAGUGACAAAAUGAAUCAUUCAAUUUGUUUAUUUUAGAAGAGGUGUCAGAUUUGAAGUGCAGUUUUCAAGAAGUUUCCAAAGGUACCCAGCCCUACUUUGGAAUUGUACCUGUAUUUAGCUGAGCCAGCUUGCUUUUGAUUUGAUUGCACACAUCUUUUUUUUUUUCUUUUUUUUGGAUUACUAUCAAGAGUUUCUGCUCUCUUUUGAUACGCCUCAGGAAUCUUUGCUACUCACCACCUCCUCACAUCUUCCUCCUCCUCCUCCUCCUCCUCAUCGUCACCUGUCUCGGACUGGAGUACCUCCUCCCUUGCUGAUUCUUACGCUUCCUCUCUCUCUCUCUCUUUUUCCUCGUCUUCACUUUGUCAGGGAUUAGCCGUGCCAUCAUGUUCAAAACAACCUCCGCUUCUUUAGGACCGGCCUAAAUUUAAUCUUAACACUAAUCCUGGACAGAGAGGUCAUAAGAUGUUGUCUGUCUUGUGUAACUUUGUCUAAGCGUGGACAUCUUAUGUUUGUCGUCAGUGAAAGACACAACCCAGUCUAAGUUAAAAGUGUUAAAGUUUUCACAAAACAAUUAUGUGCUUAAAAAAAAAACAUUCAUGUGCAACUUUAUGUUAGUUUUCCUACAACAGGGCUGAAAUGAGUGGUUUAGAAAACCUCCUGACACUAAGUGAGCACUCACACGGAUAUCUGUAUUAAGACAAGUGGAGACGAGGAACCUCUCUUUCUCUCUCUCAUCCUGGUGCCAUUUCUACGUAUCCAUUAUAGUUACUCUUGUAGAUGUCAGGCAAAACGGAUGUAUCUGUCAUCGUUGCGAAGGCAACAGUGACAUUUUUGAGUCUUUAUUUCCUCUGAGGGACAUUAAACACUGGUGCCGGCAAACCUGCAGUCUCUCCUCAAGCUUUUGGGACGGUUUCACAGGACACAGUAUAAAAUCGUUCUAAAAAUCAAAUGAUGAGGUUGGGAAUACUUAAGACAUGAAUAAACUUCUUUCAUAUCGUUCAGGCAAUAGAUAAUAACGCUUAGUUUUUAACAAUCUUUACAUUUUAAGUAAAGUAAGAGCCAAGUAAACAAGUAAAACACUAAAGAAUGACAUUGCCAAGUGAUCAUUUACACAUAAAAUGAUUCUCGACAGAGUCGAAGCAAAUGCUGCCUUCACAGCGCAACAAGGUCUAUAAUUGAGCUAAAUAUUUGUUCUAAGCACUGUGUUCCAGCAUGAAGAUCACAAUACUCAUUUACAUUUUCCUCAAAUAUCCUGCUAUACAUGCUGUAUUUAUUCAGUUUUGUACAAACUGAUUUUACUUGGUUUUUCUACAAUUCAAAAUACAGACCUUUCCACCAAAAACCCAACAACUAAAAAAGUACACCUCUUAAAUCGGAGAAAGCAACAAGAGAAGUGCGGCAAGUUUGCGAUAUAAUUUCAACACAUGGUAGGACUAUUGUAACAACACAGCAAACCUGAAGGAAGUUGAAGCCAUCAUCUUGUUAUUUACUUAAUGUAGCAUACAAGAGUACAAUAUUUGCAUCAAUAUCGCUUCCUUUUGCUGCUGCAGUUUUUCAAUUAACUGCUAUUCAGAAACAGCCAUUGUCUAAGGUCCUCGUGAAGCUUGAACAGUCAGGGACGAUCAGUACUGCAAACCCCAGCAGCCCUUCAAUAAGCACUACCUCACUCGCAGGGAUUCUUUUAGGGGUAGGAAGUAUGGCAAAUAAACCAAAAUCAAAACCGGAUUCCUCCAGUAGAAAAGGGAGCAAAAAUUUCAAAAAGCUUGUGAAAUGAAAUCGGGAGAAAGUCCCAGUUUGGGGGAUUAUUUCCUGGAAUAAACCCCCAUUUCUCCCCACAAGUUUGAGAUGACUGAAAGAAGCAAAAUAAGGCUAAAAAGAAGUUUCCUCAUUAGUACUGUAAUACAUGAUCUAGUGCUGUGAAAGUUGUUUUUUUUACUGUACAAGACUGAACGACAGCAGAAAGGAAACAGAUCCUUGACAUCUGAGUAUAUGCUGACUGGUUCAAACAGAAAGGACAGUAUUAUCCUUCUUUUAUCCCCAAGUUUGUGUCUUAAAAUGCAAAAGUAGCUCACCAGUAUUUCAGCAGCCAAGUGAAUUUUUAAAAAUGGCCUCCAGAUGUUGGUUGGCUACCUGCCAAAGUGGCUGGUAGAGUCACCAAACCUAUCAGCCACAGCAAAAAAACGUGCCAACGCUUGGUUGGUGGUCACGUCCCAGUACGUCCCAGAACUUUAUGUAGGUAGGACAUGUUUUAAUGCUGAUAUGCUUUUGAAGAUUUCACAGAAACCUGUUUCACAAAAUUAUUUCAUAAUGGGAAAUGACAAAUGCAAAACAAAAAAAAAAAAACAGGAAUAUGAAUGAACACAAACAGGUACAAGAGGUAAAAAGUAAGACCAUGGGCAGUUAUAAUACAAAAACAUUACAUAUAUUACAAUUCAUUUUAAGCGACAAAACCACCUCAUCUGCUUGGGUCAAAGAUAACAGGAAAGAUUUUUAGGAACAACUUUGCAUCAUGUGUUUAAAAACUCAGCAAAGUUAGUAUUUCUUUCCCCUCUACUGACCCUUUUGGGCUCCAUACAAACCUCUCAUCUACUUAUCUACAAAAACUGGAAUAAACCUCACAGCCUCAGAUCAUUUGAGAAGAUUUGACUGCUUCAUUAAUGCCCUCGGAGCAGCUUUUGCAGUUGGUUUCAAGAAAAAAAUGACAAAAUUGAGUUUAAACUGCACCUGAGAAACCGUCCCAAACCAACAAAUACCAUUCAGGGAUUCAGUACUAUGCUUUUCUAAGUUCUAGCGAGUUAUAUGCAACCAGUGCCGCAAACUACCCUACACUUCUGUAGGAUCAGCUGCAGGAGUGACUUUCAGUAUACACACACACAAAUAACUUGUAGCAUUUUAAUUUUUUUUUUAAUCCGUGACCUUGCAUAUUGAUAUGUUGUAUUUAUUUUUUAAUUUACAGGCCUCGGGUUUUGGGGAUCACAGCUCAGGUGCAACUCAAAAUAAAGUUAUAAGAGUUGGCACGAUUUAUGGUUGUUGUUGGGGGGUUGGGGGUGGGUGUUCAGUUGUAAUUCAGGAAAUACUUUCAUUAAUUCUAAAAGAAACGAUAUAAACUGUAACGUGCUUCUUUCUAUUCAGUCUACGGACAAACGACCGAGAAUGAAUGUUCUUCAGACUCCUGGAUUCCAGUAUUGUGUGUACUUUGAUGGAUUGAGCCCGGCCCCGUGUAACUUUAGAGGGCUUUGCGUUUGGCUGGUUUCGUGUGAUUGUGCCCUGUCGCUGUAGAAACUGAUAAAACCGACACACAUGGAGUUCCAUUCAUACACCUCCCGGCUGCUGAAGUAUCUUUGAUCCAAGAUGUGAACAACUACCUUCUCUAGAAGGUGUACCACGCAGAGAAAAGGAAAGAAGUGUAACCAAAAAAGUACCAAUAUUGCUUUGUCCCUUCCUCACAUCUUAACAGGGCGCUUUUAAUAGGCUCCUUAACCUUUAAGAAGCAUUUCAGUUUGUCCGAAAUGGAUUUCUGGCUCUGUUUGUCUUUGUCUGAACCCUCUUCCCCUCUUCAAACCAAUUACAGAUCCGCUAAAUCUCUUUAGUUCCCCUCAGAUCUCCGCUGUAGUCUGAAUGUUGAAUCAGAACAUCGUCAUUUAGAGGUGUAUGAAUGUGUUUUCCCAGCGUGCAGGCUUUCCAGUUUUCUACCUUGACUUCCUCCAGCCCAGCAUCUCACAUUGCUGUGCAUAUAAACUACCAGUGGAACAUUUGUGUCUUGUUGCCCCCACUAUUUUAAGCAGUCUAGGAUCUGUACAGACAUGAGAACAUAAAUACCUGUAUCAACUAUAUACUCUGAGCUGAAUCUUUAUAAGUACGUGUUGAACUUCAGUGUUUCCUCUACAUUCAUUUAUACUUUUCUUGUAUUUUGAUUCAAAAUUGUCCCUUACUACGCAAAAAAUAACUUAAGUUGAGCUUUGUGUAAGCUAAAAGCUAGAGGCUCAUUGGAGUACUUUGUAAGGCAUCCAAGAAAGCACUUAAGGGUUCCUCGAAAGAAAAAAAUAACAAAGUUUCAGCCCAGGGUGUUCCUCAAGGAGCCUACCCGGGUCCCCUGACGGUUGCAUUUUUAAGAACCCCUGAAGCUCUUUAAGAGCAAAAUGCAAUACUCCAUAUGUGAUAAUACAAUCAUCCACUACAGGUAUUUCAUUCCAGCAUCUCAACCUCCUGCUUUUUCCCACUGUUGGUAAGAAUUUUAGAGGAAACAUUGAACUCCAAUGACCUCGCCACCAAGACUGUCUUGGCAGCAAGAUGUCUGGUUGCCAGGCCAGAAAUUUCUACAAAAAAAGCAAAAACACUACAAGCGUUUUUGACCCCAUAUUUCUCGAGGUUCUCCGAGUCGCAACGCUGAUCCAGGAUCUGCCAACGCAGCCUCUAAUGGUAAUAAUGCUCACAGGGUUUCUGGUUUUUAAGGCUGGAAGAAAUCUGAUCAUUUGUUUCUCUAAGGUGAUGAAAUUGUCUUGUUUCUUAGCUCCUGAUAAAGAACUGUGACUGUGCAUUUUAUGUUACUGACAUAAAAAAAAUGUGAAAAUAGGAAAAGAAACUAAGGUCUGGAAUUUCAAACUGGAAAGUGUGUAGGAAGUACAUCAAAAGCAUCCUCAAGAGUUAGUUUUUACCAGCUCUAGGGGUUCUCACCCUGACCUUUGACCUCCCAGUGAAGGGACAAGGGGGGAUUAGAGAAAAGAGAACUGCCUUCAAAAAGUAUUAUAGCAAGUAAAAACCUUCAGAAACCCUGGAUACAUUAUCACAGACGAGACUAAACUGAUCCCUGAUCAACGCUGUGACUCUCGGCUAAUGUUAGCCGGUCGUGGUUUUUAUCAGCUGAAGUGAUCCACGUGAUGUAAAUAAAUGUGUUUUUAGAUUGUGAA
This is a messenger RNA of Thunnus maccoyii (southern bluefin tuna), 8780 nucleotides long. RefSeq names its product activin receptor type-2A-like. Lineage: Eukaryota; Metazoa; Chordata; Actinopteri; Scombriformes; Scombridae. The transcript is spliced from 11 exons. Gene Ontology annotation, molecular function: activin receptor activity; ATP binding; activin binding. The coding region runs from base 879 to 2444 and encodes 521 amino acids. The record is from RefSeq and is a predicted model, not a curated record. Gene Ontology annotation, cellular component: activin receptor complex; plasma membrane. Gene Ontology annotation, biological process: protein phosphorylation; activin receptor signaling pathway; cellular response to growth factor stimulus.